Molecule: messenger RNA, 4160 nt
Organism: Heterocephalus glaber (naked mole-rat)
Lineage: Eukaryota; Metazoa; Chordata; Mammalia; Rodentia; Bathyergidae
Gene: Atxn2l
Product: ataxin 2 like
Biological process (GO): cytoplasmic stress granule assembly
Cellular component (GO): cytoplasmic stress granule
Molecular function (GO): mRNA binding
Source: RefSeq, a predicted model, not a curated record
UCGCUCUCCUCCGCGGACCCCCUCCCCUUCCGCCUCGCGGCGCAGCCUCGCGCCCGGUCUGCUCGGUCCACCCCCGACCCGCGGGGCUCCCCCGCCCGCCAACGGCGGGUCCUCGCCUCCCGAUCCCCUCGCUCCCCGCGCUCUCCUCCGGGGGCCCAACCCCGGCCCCCGCGCUCUCCCAUCCUAAUUCCCCUUCCGGACGCUGCCGUCAUGUUGAAGCCUCAGCCGCCACAACAGACCUCCCAGUCCCAGCAGCCGCCCCCCGCGCAACAGGCCGUGGCCCGCCGGCCUCCCGGCGGCACCAGUCCUCCCAACGGCGGCCUCCUGGGGCCGCUGGCCACCGCCGCCGCUCCCGCAGGCCCUCCCGCGGCUGCCUCGCCCUGCCUGGGGCCCGCAGCCGCUGCUGGAAGCGGGCUCCGUCGCGGAGCCGAAGGCGUCUUGGCGCCGCCGCCGCCGCAUCAGGAGAGGCCGGGGGCGGCCGCCGUCGGCAGUGCCAGGGGACAGAGCACAGGAAAGGGACCCCCACAGUCACCUGUGUUCGAAGGUGUCUAUAACAAUUCCAGGAUGCUGCAUUUCUUGACAGCUGUUGUGGGUUCCACUUGUGAUGUGAAGGUUAAAAAUGGUACCACUUAUGAAGGCAUUUUCAAAACCUUGAGCUCAAAGUUUGAACUAGCAGUAGAUGCUGUGCACAGGAAAGCAUCUGAGCCGGCCGGUGGCCCUCGUCGGGAAGAUAUUGUGGAUACCAUGGUGUUUAAACCAAGUGAUGUGAUGCUUGUCCACUUCCGAAACGUUGACUUCAAUUAUGCUACUAAAGACAAGUUCACUGACUCUGCCAUUGCCAUGAACUCGAAGGUGAAUGGGGAGCACAAAGAGAAGGUGCUUCAGCGCUGGGAAGGUGGUGACAGCAACAGUGAUGACUACGACCUGGAGUCUGACAUGUCCAAUGGAUGGGAUCCCAAUGAAAUGUUCAAGUUCAAUGAGGAGAACUAUGGCGUGAAGACGACCUAUGAUAGUAGUCUCUCUUCUUACACGGUGCCCUUAGAAAAAGACAACUCUGAAGAGUUCCGCCAGCGGGAGCUGCGUGCAGCCCAGUUGGCUCGAGAGAUCGAGUCUAGCCCCCAGUACCGCCUGAGGAUUGCCAUGGAAAAUGACGACGGACGCACGGAGGAGGAGAAGCACAGCGCAGUGCAGCGGCAGGGCUCGGGGCGGGAGAGCCCUAGCCUGGUGGCAAGGGAGGGCAAGUAUAUCCCUCUGCCUCAACGUGUGCGAGAAGGUCCCCGAGGAGGAGUCCGAUGCAGCAGUUCUCGGGGUGGCCGGCCUGGCCUGAGCUCUUUGCCCCCUCGUGGUCCUCACCAUCUUGACAGUAGCAGCCCUGGCCCGGGUUCUGAGGCACGUGGUGUCAAUGGAGGCCCUUCCCGCAUGUCCCCCAAAGCACAGCGGCCCCUGAGAGGUGCCAAGACUCUGUCUUCGCCCAGCAGUAGGCCUUCUGGAGAAACUUCUGUUCCACCUCCUCCUGCAGUGGGCCGGAUGUACCCUCCACGCUCUCCCAAGUCCGCUGCACCUGCCCCCCUCUCUGCUUCCUGUCCUGAGCCUCCCAUGGGUUCGGCAGUGGCAGCCUCUUCAGCCUCCAUACCUGUGACAUCAUCAGUCACAGAUCCGGGAGUAGGCUCCAUUUCCCCAGCUUCUCCAAAGAUCUCACUGACUCCCACAGAUGUAAAAGAACUCCCUACUAAGGAACCUGGCAGAACUCUGGAGUCCCAGGAGCUGGCCCGGAUAGCUGGGAAAGUCCCUGGCCUUCAGAAUGAACAGAAAAGAUUUCAUCUGGAAGAACUGAGAAAGUUUGGGUCCCAGUUUAAGGAAGAAGCCAAAGGGAAGGAGAAGGAGGACGCACUAUUGACUUCAGAGCCCAUGGGGUCCCCAGUGUCCUCCAAGACAGAGUCCGUAUCAGAGAAGGAGGACAAAGCUCCCCUGGCACCAUCAGGAGCCACUGAGGGCCAAGAGCAGCCCCUGCCUCCUUGCCCAAGCCAAACUGGCAGCCCUCCAGUGGGCCUCAAGGGGGACGACAAAGACGAGGGUCCUGUUGCUGAACAAGUAAAGAAGUCGACGUUGAACCCCAAUGCAAAGGAGUUCAAUCCCACAAAGCCUCUGCUGUCUGUGAACAAAUCUACCAGUACCCCAACUUCUCCAGGGCCCCGGACUCAUUCAACUCCUUCCAUCCCGGUGCUGACAGCAGGCCAGAGCGGGCUCUACAGCCCCCAGUACAUCUCCUACAUACCUCAGAUCCACAUGGGACCAGCUGUGCAGGCACCUCAGAUGUAUCCAUACCCCGUAUCCAAUUCAGUGCCUGGGCAGCAGGGCAAGUACCGGGGAGCGAAAGGCUCCCUCCCCCCUCAGCGUACUGACCAGCACCAGCCUGCCUCGGCUCCUCCCAUGAUGCAGGCCGCAGCUGCUGCUGGCCCACCCCUGGUGGCCGCCACACCGUACUCCUCCUACAUCCCCUACAACCCGCAGCAGUUCCCAGGCCAGCCUGCCAUGAUGCAGCCGAUGGCCCACUACCCCUCACAGCCGGUGUUUGCCCCCAUGCUGCAGAGCAACCCACGCAUGCUGACGUCGGGUAGCCAUCCCCAGGCCAUUGUGUCGUCCUCUACUCCUCAGUAUCCAUCUGCAGAGCAGCCCACCCCUCAAGCCCUCUAUGCCACUGUUCACCAGUCCUAUCCACAUCAUGCCACGCCGCUCCACGCCCACCAGCCGCAGCCGGCCACCACGCCCACUGGGAGCCAGCCGCAGUCCCAGCAUGCGGCCCCCAGUCCCGUCCAGCACCAGGCGGGGCAGGCCCCACACCUGGGCAGUGGGCAGCCCCAGCAGAACCUGUAUCACCCAGGGGCCCUGACAGGCACGCCACCCUCUCUGCCGCCGGGACCUUCUGCCCAGUCCCCUCAGAGCAGCUUCCCCCAGCCAGCCGCUGUGUAUGCCAUCCAUCCCCACCAGCAGCUGCCCCACAGCUUCACCAACAUGGCCCACGUUACCCAGGCCCAUGUCCAAACUGGAAUCACGGCAGCCCCGCCCCCUCACCCUGGGGCUCCCCACCCGCCCCAGGUGAUGCUGCUGCACCCACCUCAGAGCCAUGGGGGGCCCCCCCAAGGCGCGGUGCCCCAGAGUGGGGUGCCUGCACUCUCAGCUUCCACACCCUCACCCUACCCCUACAUCGGACACCCCCAAGGUGAGCAGCCUGGCCAGGCGCCUGGAUUUCCAGGAGGAGCCGAUGACAGGAUUCUAUGUAGGGUGGGCAGAAGCCACAGUCGCCGCCGCCAGGGGCUUGCUCCUGGCUCUGUCCUUUGCUUCCCUCCGUCCUCGCUCAGUUGUGAUCCAGCAGCCCCCCUCCCCACUGCCUCCCCAGCUCUCAGUGACCCCGACUGUCUCCUGACUUAGCCGAGGUAAGGUCAGCGCAGCAGACAGGGCCAGGCUGGGGUGCGGGGGUUGUGCUGGGCACACGAGUGAGGGCUCUGGUGUACUGGGAAACGGCGAUUGACCUGUGCUUCUGACAGCCCCAUGAGACACCUCGAGGACCCGCUCCUUCCCACAUAGCCCGCAACCCCCGGACGCAUUGAUGAAGGGACAGCUGCUUGGGUUCUAAUGCUCCUGCUCUCUUCUCUUUCCCCUCCAACCAGUUCAAUCUCAUCCCUCCCAGCAGCUCCCCUUCCACCCCCCGGGGAACUGAAGAUUGUCCUGGCCGCGACCUGAGACCUCCGUGAGCGGAGGGAAGAGUGACCUAUGUCUCUUCCCCCGGCAGCUCGGACCAGUCCUGGCCCCACCCCGUCCCCGGGAGCUGGGGAAUUCCUGCCAAGCACCUUGAAUGGGGGCCUCGCAGUGGGCAGGGCCAGGGUCCAGCGGGGUGGGGGUUCCUGCUCUGCCCUGCCUGUUCCCACCCUGUCUUGCCCUCCCAGCCUCUCAUCUGUUCCCCCACUGGAGACGGAAGAUCUUUUAUUUUCUAUUAUUUAUAAUCUCAGACUUGGGCCCCCUGUUCUUUCUUCCCAUUAACUUGAGUGACCUUCGUGAGAGACAAGACAGAUGCCCCACAAGGAUGGUUGGACAAGGACUUUUACUUUUUAUUACAUAAAAAUAUUAAAAAAAUAAAAAAAUAAAAUUUUAAACUAACUUAA